AUGAAAAAUCAACAGCUCGUGAAACAACACUAUGACUUGGGCCACAAGUAUAUGUCCAAGGGCGACUAUGAGGAGGCAUGGAAGAACUUUGACAAGGCGAUCAAUUUUGGAGGUAAAAGCCUUGUCAUUCUAGACUGCAAAGCCGCUGCCAUGUCAAAGCUUCCCGAAUGGAGGCAGAACGCUCUGCAAGUCACGAAAGAGAUGAUAUCCAAGUGGCCCAAAGAUUUCAAGGGAUAUUAUCGCCAAGCUUCCGUCUUGCAUACGAUGAAAGCCUACGAUCCAGCGCUGGUAGCUGUCAAGAAGGCCGUCGAGCUCGGUCCUACCCAGACGCAGAAUGACCGCCAGUUCCGAGCGGUCCAAGAACUCCGAGCCUCCAUCACCAUCGAAAAGUCUGAACAUGACCGCUCCAGAGCUGCCAACGACAAGGCAGAAGCCGCCAAGCAGGCCGCCGAACGGCGUGCUACUCGCAAAGCAAGAAUCAACUAUACACAUUUGUUGUCACGGGAUAUCGUAUUGACGAUUGCCGAAUCUGGCAUGGUCGAGAACCCCAAUUUCAUCUUGCGCAUGGCAGGAGUGUGUAGGCAGUGGCGCGACAUCUUGGUCGGGCAACAAGGACUGUGGGGUACUCUUGUAUUGGGAAAGAAGAGAAUGGAUAAAAAGACGGAGGUCUACAUUGAGAGAUCGGGAGGGAGAAUUCGAGAGAUCAGGAUCAGCGCUAUUCUCGACAGUCAGCUCGCUGGCAAGAUAUCUGGCCUACUCCGACCGCAUUUGUCUCAUCUCCACCGGCUCAUCAUCAUCUCCACCGGCCACACAAUCGCACAUCUGAAUCACCGGUGGACGGGUUGCAUGGAGAACCUUCAACAUCUCCAAUUAGAAAAUACCGACGGUAUAGGUCACGAAGAGAGCAUCGUCCAUGGGCUGGUGCCCCCUCGUGCAACUUCUCUCACUCGUAUCGAGAUCACGGGCUAUCGAUACGCUAGUGCGAUAUGUCCUGGGUAUCAUUUCGAGUCCCUUCAAACUGGGUUGCUGAAGCCGUCCGGCAAGCAGAAUGUUUUGACCAACGUCAAGAUCCUCAUUCUGCGUGACUGUGCAUUUAACAGUGCGGGCUCGGGGGGCGUCAUGCAUCUCGAAAUGCUUCUCGGGCACUUUCCCAAAGUGGAAACGGUCGAGCUGUCGGGCUUGCAAGAUCUAGCCAUGCCAGCACCUGACUGGGAACCCUACACCCCAGAGCUUCCCUUCCUUCGAUCAUACACGAUCAACAAUACGUCCGCCAACAUCUGGGCCAACAUCAGUACACCAGCUCUGCGUGAUCUAUCUCUCCCAUCUCACCGUCUCCCGCCAUUGCUGAGAUUCUUGCAGACGCCGGGUCUGGCCUCGGCGCUGUCCUCCAUUCGUGCUCUGGACAUUAGCGAGUCCCCAGCUACAAACCAAGAUCUGCUCAAGGCUCUUGCCUGUCUACCCGCGCUCGAGUUCUUGAACGUGACCGGCUGUCCCCUUUCCAACACCUUUAUAGAAGGUCUUGUGAGAAAGACAGGAGACAAGGAGAAGGAAACAGUCUUGCCGAAAUUGACUGCUUUGAGCAUCGCGAGGAAUGACCAGAUCACCGGAGGGCCUGUGUUGCGUCUGGUGAGGAGUAGGUAUCCGGGUGAAGAUACAGGAAAGGAUGGAGGAUCUCAGCAGGCAAAGUCCAUGGGGUCGGCCUUCAAGCCUGCGAAAUCCGUCUUUGGACGUCCAACCACCCGAGCUCCUGCCUCGACUCCUACUCCCUCCGCUCCACCAAAAAUGGCUCAGGUUCCAAAAGACCUUCCCCGUAUCACGUGGCUCAAUAUAGACCACUGCAACUUGAUCGAACCCUCCGUCAUCUCCCAUUUGCGAGAACGCGUCAGGUUCGUGUCGAACGCCUUUGGGCAGCAGAUCAACCAAGAUAGGAUCAAGGGCAAGGGAAAGUGGAGGUGGGAUAUGAGUGGAGAGAUGGGGGCGUGCAAGAGUGAAAAGGAGCCGUGUGGGGUUAGAAAGGUGCCAGGUAUGUGUGCGAGAACGUCUUGA
Messenger RNA from Cryptococcus wingfieldii CBS 7118, 2046 nucleotides. RefSeq lists its product as hypothetical. The record is from RefSeq and is a predicted model, not a curated record. The transcript has 3 exons. Lineage: Eukaryota; Fungi; Basidiomycota; Tremellomycetes; Tremellales; Cryptococcaceae. Gene Ontology annotation, molecular function: Hsp90 protein binding. Bases 1 to 2046 code for a protein of 681 amino acids.